Messenger RNA from Hirundo rustica (Barn swallow), 2190 nucleotides. RefSeq names its product exocyst complex component 3 like 2 (gene EXOC3L2). Gene Ontology annotation, biological process: exocyst localization; exocytosis. Lineage: Eukaryota; Metazoa; Chordata; Aves; Passeriformes; Hirundinidae. Gene Ontology annotation, molecular function: SNARE binding. The record is from RefSeq and is a predicted model, not a curated record. Gene Ontology annotation, cellular component: exocyst.
AUGCCGCUGCUCCGGAGACCCCCGGGGGGGGCACAGGAGGACGGGGACCCCUUCGCCACCAACCCCGAGAGCCGGCGGCGGCGCCGCGCCACGCUGGGCGGGCUGCGAGGGACCGAGAAGGUGUCGCCGGUGGAGGGACAGGCCGGGGACGGCGCGGAGGGAGCGGGACCGCGGCCGGAGAGCGGCCGGAGGGACGAGGACGGCGGCAGGGACAGGGAGCCGCUGUCGGUGCUGGAGAUCCUGGAGCUGAUCCAGCGCCGGGAGCUGGUGGCGGCGGACGCUCAGAUCAUCGCUCUGGAGGCCGAGUGCUCCCUGUCGCCGUCGCGGCCGCCGUCCCCGGUGUCCCCCCCGGGGGUGUCCCCCUCGGCGGGCUCCCCUCCGCCCUCUCCUCGCCCCUCGGGCGGGCGGCGAGCCCGGGACGUGGCUCUGCUCUACCGGGCGCUGCUGGCCCAGCUCUGGGCCGUGGUGGCCGAGGCGGUGGCCGCGGAGCGAGCGGUGGCCCCGCUGCGGGCCGUGGUGGCCGUGCUGGAGCAGGAGGAGGCGGCGGACGCUCGGAGCCCCCCCGGCACCCACCCGGGGCGGCCUCGGGGGCUGCGGCGGCGCUGGAGCGAGGCGGUGGCCAGGGCGGCGGGCGAGCGGCUGGCCCAGGUGGCCCCGGCGGGCGGGUUGGGGGCCCGGCUGGCCGCGCUGGCCGCCAGGGUGGUGGGCGACCUGGGGGUCGUCAGGAGCCACGUGGCGCCCGCCUACCCCCCCGAGUACGGGGCGCUGGGGGUCUACGCCCGCGGCUACCACCGGGCGCUGGCCCAGCAGCUGCGGGCGCUGGCCCAGAGGCCGCUGGCGGUGCCCGAGCUGUACCUGCUGCUGGACUGGCACAGCAACGCCUACCCCAGGGAGGUUUUGGGGCACCCCGAGGUGGGGGCUCUGCUGCGGGCCCAGGAGCUGGGGCCCCUCCUGCCCCCCGAGACCCAGCGCGACCUGGAGAGCUCCUGCAUCGCUGCCGUCAAGGCCAAGGUGGAGGUGGCCGUGGCGCAGGAGCUGCAGCUCAGCGAGGACACAUGGCCCGAGGACGUCACCAGCCAGGACAUGGACGAGGGGCUGGCCACGCGCGUCAUCGGGCUGCUGCGGGCGCACGUGGACCGAGCCCCCCAGGUGACCCCCCGAGUUCGGGCGGGAGAUGGCCCACAGCCUGCUGGGCGUGCUGGUGGCCUUCCUGCACAGCUUCCAGCGGAAGGUCGAGCGGUUCCUGGAAGCCCCCGGAGAUGUCCCCUCCCCUGCCGAGGGCGCCCCGGCCCGCGCCAUCGCCUUGGCCAACUGCUGUCCCCCCUUCAGGUGAGGCCACCCGCCGUGUCCCCCGGCGCCCGUGUCCCCGCCGUCCCCUCCCCUGUGUCACCUGCCCGUGUCCCCCCCCCCCGACACCCCGGCAGGGCGUUCGCCGAGCGGCUGGCGCAGUUCGGGCACCCCGAGAGCGAGGAGCCGCGGCGCCAGGCCCACGCCGCGCUGGACAGGGUGACACGCGCCUGCGGCCACGUCCUCACCCGGCGCCUCCUCGAGGACCUCAAGCCCCACUUCGGGAAGCUGAUGAAGCGCAAGUGGCUGACGAGCUCGGACGCCUUCGACGCCAUCGUGAUGCGCGUCACCGGCUUCGCGCAGACGCUGCGCCCGCUGCACCCCGAGCCGCACCAGGUGCUGGUCAGCGAGCUGCACCGCCGGGUGCUGAUCGAGUACGUGCGGCCGCUGCUGCAGGGGCGCCUGGUGUGCGCCUCGGCCAAGGCGCGGGCGCGCGUGGCGCAACGGCUGGGCGACGAGGCCCGGCAGCUGCGGGAGCUCUUCACGCGCCUGGACUCGGCGUGGCCGUGGCUGGACUCGGUGGUGCCGCGGCUGCGGGAGCUGCUGGUGCUGGAGGACACGGCCGCGCUGCAGAUGGAGGUCGGGGCCCUGGCCAGGGACUUCCCGGACGUGCGGAGGAGACACGUGGCCGCGCUGCUGGACGCGCGGGUGCGGGCUCAGGGCCCCCGCAGGGAGAUCCUGGGGGUGCUGCAGGAUCUGGAGGGGUCGGAGGCCGAGCCGGGGCCCCCCCGGCACCGAACCUUCUUCUCGGAGCUGCCGGCGCCGCGCCCCGUGCGCUGCCUCCCGUUCCACCUGCCCCGGCUGCGCCUGCCGCGCCGCAGCCCGGCCAGGACCCCGCCGUGA